AUGGCCUUCGAGGGCAUGCGGUUUUGGUCUUCCUACGCCGAGCCUUCCGGCACUCCCUCCAGAACGGCUAUCAUGACAGGCCGCCACCCUGUGCGGACGGGUCUAUUGAAGGUGCUGUGGCCUGGCCAGACAGACGGCCUCUCGCAGGAAGAGUUCACCCUAGCCGAGGCUCUUAUGGGACUUGGGGUGUUGUUGCCAGUUUCUGGGUGCUUUUGA
This is a messenger RNA of Symbiodinium necroappetens, 216 nucleotides long. Lineage: Eukaryota; Dinophyceae; Suessiales; Symbiodiniaceae. The record is from the annotation of a GenBank genome assembly.